ACGAUUUUUUAUGUAUAGAGAAUGUAUGUAUUUAAUGUGUACCAUGACACAUAUCUGUGUACUUAGAUAAAGAAAAAAAUGUGAUCUAGUUUAUAGUACUUUGUCAAUUAGAAGCUGCUUUAUUAUAUAAAUUAAACAGGGAUAUGUACUAUUAAUGCAGACAAGGUAGCUAAAUUGAGAAAAGACUGAUAGCGUAAGGGAACACAAGCUGCAAUAUUAAUUUGCCGAAUUAAAGAACGUGUAAAGUUAUGGCCCAAGAAGAACCGGAAAUAAAGAAGCUCAAGCAUUCCGUUAUCUCCAACCACGUCUAUUCUGCUGACUUUCAAACACUGUUUUGCGAACACUGGCAUAAUUUUAAAGAUAUGAAGAAGGAUUAUCUUGAAGUUAUAUCGAAACCCUUUAGAAUAUGUAAAAUUUCCAAUUUUCUUUGCAACGAGGACUUUAUGGAUGAAAUAAAAAAUGAACUGUUGGACGUCAAGAGUAGAAGAAAUAGUAUAGACUUGUAUCAGUUCGAACAGACUAGCGAUCUGUCCAAUGUAGAUACUAAGAACCUAAAAUUUUUAUAUGAAACCUUCCAAACAGAUUUAGCAUCGUGGAUGGAGCAGAAUACUAAGAUAAAACUCAAUAAAAAAAUAUCAUUGUCUAGCUCUUGCUAUUCUGACACGGAUUAUUUGUUAUGUCAUGACGAUAACAUAGGCGAUAGAAGAAUUGCUUUCAUAUUAUAUCUUUCAAAGAAUUGGACCCUGGAUGACGGAGGAACCUUAGAUUUGUUCGAUACGGAUGAGAAUGGAUUACCCAGAAAUGUUGUAAAGUCGCUAGUACCAGAAUACAAUUCUCUUGUAUUUUUUGAAGUUGUAGAUAACUCUUAUCAUCAAGUAGCUGAAGUAACUUCCGCAGACAAGUCUCGCUGGACUAUUAAUGGCUGGUUUCAUGGACCUUUAAAAGACAGUGUCAGACCGCCAAGACCAGAUAUCGAAUUAAACUAUAUAGAACCUGUGAGCCACCAUGUACCUUUGGACAAUUGGAUAAAAUCGUGCUACUUAUUUCCUGGCAUUGUGAAAGAGAUUCAGCGAGACAUGGAACUAGAGUCAUUUGCAUUUUUAUCUAAUUUCCUGAAAGACGACAUUUAUGAGAAACUGGCAACAGACUUAACAUCAGGUGCAAUAGUCUGGCAGAAAGUUGGUCCAGCAGACAUCCGUAAUUAUGAAGUAGCAAAGGAAGACACUUUACCGGAGGUCUUAAAACAAUUUUACAAUAUGUUCAAAUCUAUUUCAAUGUUUCAAUUGCUGAAAGAUUAUACAGAAUUGGAUCUUGUACCAAAGAAGGAAACCAUGAAACCCAAGAUGACAAUUGAGCUACAGAGAUGGUCCAAAGGUUGUUAUACAUUGAUAUCCGAUAAAACGGUCUCUAACGAUUCUACUGUCCCUAUCAACGAGAAGAAAUCAAGUAGCGGAAAUAUAAAUCAAAACGACGAUGGUCAGGAAGAUUCAUUGGACACUCCAAGAACAAGUAAAAGCAAUAAAGACUGCCAAGGGUCGGGCCGUGAUAGCCCUGUAAGCAAUAAAGAGGACGAAGAGAUGAACGAAGACGAAAUAAUGAAGACAAUCCCGAAAGGGAAAUCCCCUCGAACCAAGAAGAAAAAUUUGUCUCAACAAUCCUCCUCGGUGAAAUUAGAAAAUCUCUCGCCCCAAAAACUCGCCAGGGUUUUAGACACCGAUGACUCGGACGUGUCGGACAUUGGGGACUAUUUGUCCGAUCCAUUGGACUGUUCUCUCGAAUGUUCCGAUCAAGAGGAAGACAUGGAUGACACGGUUGGAUCGGAACUAGGAGCUCUGGACGUGAUAAUUCAAUUUCAAACGGGCCACGUACCCGAGGAGGAUACUAUAGACUACGUAGAUCCUAAGGAGCAAGAGGGUGCACUGAUCCACGUCCCCGCGAAGAACAACCACCUGUGUCUGGUGUACAAAACUCAAGGCACUUGUCGCGUUCAUAAAUACGUGAAUCAUUAUUGUACAGAUUACUUCUACAAUUUAAUUUGUACAUACUACGAAUAAUCCCGUUGGCUAGUUGGGAAUUGUACAAUGAAUCGUGAGCGAGUCGCGUUCGCUUGACAAAUGUAUCAUAGUAUUCGUAUUAAUAAAAAUUG
This is a messenger RNA of Nomia melanderi (Alkali bee), 2146 nucleotides long. It is a transcript of the gene sud1, whose product is annotated as Prolyl 3-hydroxylase sud1. Lineage: Eukaryota; Metazoa; Arthropoda; Insecta; Hymenoptera; Halictidae. Gene Ontology annotation, molecular function: iron ion binding; L-ascorbic acid binding; peptidyl-proline dioxygenase activity. Gene Ontology annotation, biological process: peptidyl-proline hydroxylation; regulation of translational termination. Gene Ontology annotation, cellular component: cytoplasm. The record is from RefSeq and is a predicted model, not a curated record.